Molecule: messenger RNA, 1160 nt
Organism: Botrytis cinerea B05.10
Lineage: Eukaryota; Fungi; Ascomycota; Leotiomycetes; Helotiales; Sclerotiniaceae
Exons: 3
Coding region: 174-1001 (275 amino acids)
Cellular component (GO): plasma membrane
Source: RefSeq, a predicted model, not a curated record
GAGAAGGGAGUUUUCACGGUCUGUCAUCGAUAAUCAACCCACAUGCACUCACUUUAAGGUGUUGGGACUAUGUGAAGUCGAUUGGCUUGGUUUCUCUCUUGAUUCAUUAAUAUCUUCUUGCGCUUCUGCUUAGAAUAUCGAUAAUCCUAAAUAUUGCACCUCUCUCGCCCAUCAUGUGGCAGGUAUUUUCAUAUUGGAUGAUCCCCACGGCCUCGGCUAUCAUCUGGUUUACUACACUCAAUGCGCUGCUCGGAGCCUUUAUUGUCUUUCCCCCUCACGAUCACCUUAACCCCGCUGUAUUAGCCCGACCACCUUAUCCAUCAAUGGCUUCCAAAUUUCAAUCAGUGCCAUACGUAUCAGAUAUCGGAGCUACCAAAGAAAUGCAGCCAAUAUUUGUAAUAGGUUGUAUCCUGACCACUUUCUUGCUCGCAGGAUGUUUUGUUGCAGAACGCACACUUCGUCAUAAAGGCCGUCUCGCAAGGAACACAGACAAUACAGAGAGAGCAGUGGCUUAUCUGAGCAUUGUGUCGGCUGUGAUUGGAUCCACGGGCUUGAUCUUUCUGAGCAUAUUCGAUGUUUGGAGAUAUAGGACCAUACACAACACAAUGGUGGGGUUAUUCAUUUCUGGAUAUGCUAUUAGUGCCUUUUUUCAAUUUUGGGAACAUUAUCGUAUGGGAUCUAAGUAUCGAGACACGCAUGCGAACCUGAUGGUUUCAGCUUACACGAAACUCGUUUUUAUUGCUCUGGAAGGCGUUCUCGGUCUCGCAUAUUGGUAUGUCUUCAUAGCAAAGAAUUGGGAUGCGGGUGCUGCUAUCGAAUGGGCCGUGUCCUAUGUUUUCUGUUUUUACAUCCUUUCAUAUCUUUUUGAUUUCCUCCCGGCAUUGAAUACGAAAGAGAAAGACUGUAGAUUUGGAGUUUAUACCGAAGAAUGCAUGGUCCAGGUUAAUGGUCGCAGGAAGCAAGCUGUUGUACAGGAGGUCAGGGGAGUUGCACCAGGAUGAGAAAAGGUUGGAGACUUUAGCUAUACAUAUCAUUCCCGCAAUUAGAAUCGGCCAUGACCUUGUUAAAGCAAGAGACAAAAAUUCUAGAUUAUUCUAAGUAGGCCGUUACUAAAUGCAAACAUUCAUCGCAAAUAUCCAUUAAUAUCCGGUACUGGCCCA